Messenger RNA from Durio zibethinus, 3052 nucleotides. The record is from RefSeq and is a predicted model, not a curated record. NCBI's taxonomy places the organism in Eukaryota, Viridiplantae, Streptophyta, Magnoliopsida, Malvales, Malvaceae.
GUAAAUAUAGGUAAGAUAUUAGGGAAAGUUGAGUGAAUAAUUUAAACCUAUUAAUUAAUAUAAACCAGACCAUGCAGCUAAAACCUUUGUUUCUGUCUAUGUCUUCUGUGCCACCUGUUUUCUUCUUCCACUCUCAGAUAACUCUCUCUCUGUCUGAACACUGAUCAAAGCUUUAAAAAAUUUCUAAUCUUUUCCACUUCCUCACGGCCUCAUUACACGAGUCAACAACAAGGGAACAAAGAAAGGAAAAAAUUUUGAUUUUCUUGCACUUUCCUAGGAACCAAACACCAAUUUCCUAUCCUCUUUCCACGCACUUCAAGAAAAAAGUUUGCCUUUUUUUUUUUUACUCAAACUGCUUCAUCACUGAAAUCAUUCCGAAUCCAAUAUUUUUAUUUUUUUGCUUUACAUUAUAUGAUUCUUUGUCUGGCUUUGUUGGCUCAAUUAGAUCAGCAAAAUCAUGGCCUUUGAUUCGACUGACAGGAAAGAGAUCAUCUUGAAAAUUGAUGACAGAAGCAAUGACGGUAAUAUUCCGGUUUCUGCCGCUGCUACCACCGCCAGCGAUGGAGGUAAGAUUUGGAGAGAGUCAAGCUAUGAUUUUUGGAAAGAUAAUGAGAAGAUCAACAGAAACUGGAAAAAAGAGAAUGUGAACAUGAAUGGUACUGGCAGUAGUGGUAGUACUAGUAAUAGAGAAAGUGAAGGUUUUGAUUUCAUGCAAAACGAACAAGCAGCCAUGGAAGAUCCAACAUCAAAGCUGAUUGGUCAGUUUUUGCAUAAGCAAAAAGCUUCAGGUGAGAUUUCACUGGAUAUGGAUUUGGAGAUGGAUGAACUUCAACAAAAGCCACCUCAUCACGGCAGUUCAUUGCCUACAGUUGCUGAAUCACCUUCACCUUCAGCAGCUGCUGUUCCCAGCGUGUCUUUUGAAAACAACCCUGUAAGAAGAAGACAAAGUAAAGGGUCACCAUCUCCGGCAAAAGAUGAGAUUAGGGACUCUAGGGAGAGCGAUGGGGUUGUGAAGUGUAGUUCAAGUUCUUCUUUGAAAAGAAGUGAAGGUGGUUCUUUUCAAAGGAAAUCCAGUUUGUUAGCAACAAAGCCAAAGUCCAGGUUGAUGGACCUUCCAACACCGGAAAAGGGGGAGCCAAAGUCAGCGAAAGCUGGGGUAGGGAAGUCAGGACAGAUAAUGCGAUCUGGGUUUCUUGGGAAAAGUAUGGAGGAAGAAGAGGAUGAUCCAUUGCUUGAAGAGGAUUUGCCUGAUGAGUAUAAGAAAGAUAAGUUAAGUGUUUUGGUUUUGCUUGAAUGGUUAAGUUUGAUUUUGAUUAUCGCUGCUUUGGUUUGUAGUCUUACAAUUCCUUAUUUGAGAGAGAAACGUUUGUGGAAUCUUAUGUUGUGGAAAUGGGAAGUUUUGGUUUUGGUUUUAAUAUGUGGUAGAUUGGUUUCAGGGUGGAUUAUAAAGAUAAUUGUGUUCUUCAUAGAGAGGAAUUUUCUUUUGAGGAAAAGGGUAUUGUAUUUUGUUUAUGGAGUGAGGAAAGCUGUUCAGAAUUGUUUGUGGCUGGGGUUGGUUUUGAUUGCUUGGCAUUACUUGUUUGAUAAGAAGGUUCAGAGGGAGACCAAGAGUGAAUUCCUAAGGUAUGUGACUAAAGUUUUGGUUUGUCUUGUGGUGGGUGUGAUGUUGUGGCUAGUGAAGACCCUUUUGGUGAAAGUUCUGGCAUCUUCUUUCCAUGUGAGUGCUUAUUUUGAUAGAAUCCAGGAUUCAUUGUUCAAUCAAUAUGUAAUUGAGACUCUGUCUGGUCCACCUUUGAUUGAAAUUCAAAGGGCAGAGGAGGAGGAGGAGAGAAUUGCAGAUGAAGUUAUAAACCUACAGAAAGCUGGUGCUACAAUUCCUCCUGGCCUCAAGACAUCGACCCUUUCAUCACCCCCAUUGCGGGAAGCUGACGGGAGUGGAAGGAUCCAGAAAAGUCCUCGAGGAAAAAGCCCAAUGGUUUCACGUGUGCUUUCUUCUGAGAAGGGAGAGAAGGAUGAUAAGGGGAUAACCAUUGACCAUUUGCACAAAUUGAAUCCUAAAAAUGUAUCUGCUUGGAAUAUGAAAAGGUUGAUGAAUAUUAUCCGCCAUGGAGCUCUUUCCACUUUAGAUGAGCAGAUACAAGAUUCAACUCAUGAAGAUGAGUCUGCAACACAAAUUAGAAGUGAAUAUGAGGCGAAAGUUGCAGCAAGGAAAAUCUUCCAGAAUGUUGCUAAGCCAGGAUCCAAGUACAUCUAUUUGGAGGACAUUGAACGAUUUCUGCAAGAAGAUGAGGCUUUGAAGACUAUGAGUCUCUUUGAAGGAGCAUCCGAAAGCAGGAGAAUUAGCAAGAAGGCCCUCAAGAAUUGGGUGGUCCAUGCUUUUAGAGAACGAAGGGCACUUGCCUUGACACUGAAUGAUACCAAAACAGCUGUGAACAGACUUCAUAAGAUGGUGAACGUUCUGGUUGGCAUCAUCAUAGUGGUUAUUUGGCUCCUCAUACUUGGAAUUGCCACCAGCAAAGUUCUUGUUUUAUUAGCAUCUCAAACUGCUUCUAAUUGCAUUCAUAUUUGGGAAACACCUGCACAGACGCCGUGUGAAAUUGAUGGAGUUCAGGAUGGUAGUGGAGGAAAUGAACAUCUGACUACUGUUUCCCUUAAGAUCAUGGACAAACCAGAAGAUUCAAUAAUCCCAAAACAGUGUCCUGGUACUAAGGCCGUCAACAGACUACUAUCGUUAGCCCUGAUAUGGGAGAUGCAGUUGAUUCUUUACAUCGAGCACAAGAGUGACCACUGGUACCCGGCUCCAAUGAUUAUAUUCAAGGAACUUGAAGAGUUGAACAGAGUAAGGAUAGCAAUAUGGCUCACACAUAGAAUGAAUCAUCAAGACAUGGGAGAGAGGUGGGCAAGAAGGGCGCUCUUGGUUGAAGAGAUGGUUAAGAUUUUCAACGACUUGGAUAUUAAAUACCGCCUAUAUCCCAUUGACAUUAAUGUCUGUAGCAUGCCUCCCGUGACAUCUGACCGCCUUCCUCCUAGUUGGACAGGACCUGCCAGCUGA